CUUGAUUCAAUUUUCCCACAAUGCACUUUGAAACACAAAUAUGGCUGCUCCCAUACUGAAAUGGAAGCGGGUAACAAAUUCAACAGGACCGUGUCCAAGACCUCGGCAUGGUCAUCGUGCAGUUGCAAUCAAGGAUUUAAUGAUAGUAUUUGGAGGUGGCAAUGAAGGAAUUGUCGACGAACUUCAUGUUUACAAUACAACUACCAAUCAGUGGUUUGUACCAGCAGUCAGAGGAGAUAUUCCACCAGGGUGUGCAGCAUAUGGAUUUGUUUGUGAUGGAACACGUAUACUUGUUUUUGGAGGAAUGGUGGAAUAUGGAAAAUAUUCUAAUGAAUUAUAUGAAUUACAGGCUAGCCGAUGGGAAUGGAAACGGUUAAAACCAAAGCCACCUAAAAAUCACACAAUUCCAUGUCCACGUUUAGGACACAGCUUCUGUAUGUUGGGUAGUAAAGCAUAUUUAUUUGGUGGAUUAGCAAAUGAUAGUGAAGAUCCUAAGAACAACAUACCAAGGUAUCUGAAUGAUUUGUAUGCAUUAGAAAUGAAGUCUACAUCAAACUCUAUGACUUGGGAAUAUCCAGUUACAAAUGGUCAGCCACCACCACCACGUGAAUCUCAUUCUUGUGUUGGGUAUGCUGAAAAAGAUGGCAGACAUCCAAGACUUUUAAUUUAUGGUGGUAUGAGUGGAUGUCGUUUAGGAGAUUUGUGGCAGUGUGAGAUUGAUACUUAUACAUGGGUAAAACCAACAGUUCAAGGUGUUCCCCCAUUACCAAGAAGUCUCCAUACUGCAACUGUUAUUGGUAAUCGUAUGUUUGUUUUUGGCGGCUGGGUACCCUUGGUAAUGGAUGAUGUGAAAGUAGCCACACAUGAAAAAGAAUGGAAAUGUACCAAUACCCUAGCUUCUUUAAAUCUUGAAUCUAAUUCAUGGGAACCCUUAGCUAUGGAAGUGUUUGAAGAUGCAUUGCCCAGAGCAAGAGCUGGGCAAUGUUCUGUAGCUGUCAAUACCAGAUUGUAUAUAUGGAGUGGUAGAGAUGGAUACAGAAAGGCAUGGAAUAAUCAAGUUUGUUUCAAAGAUUUAUGGUUUUUAGAAACAGAAAAACCACCAGCACCAUCCAGAGUGCAGUUAGUUCGAGCCAGUACCAAUACAUUAGAAGUAUGUUGGGGAUCAGUACCAACAGCUGAUGCCUACUUGUUACAAUUACAGAAAUACGAUUUACCCCCAUCGCAAGCUAUGAGUCCAACUGCUGUACCAGCUGGCAGUAGUUUAGCUAAACCUUUAGCUCCUAAUCAACCACAAAUGAUUCGUUCACCAGGAGGAGCAAUACGACCAUUAGGAGCAGUGUCUAUAGGCUCCAUUUCUUUCUCCUCACCACAAACGAUUAAAGUGAAUGCCACACCACGACAGAAAUCACCAGUAACAAUCACACCUAUUUCUUCAGGAUUAAGAGUUGCAUCGCCACAAAUAAUUAGCCUUAGUCAAGGACAGAAGCCUGCAGUGCUACAAGGACAAACAACAACAGCUGGUGGUCAGAUGACUGGAAUAGCUGCAUUAGCUGCAGCAGCAGCAGCAACACAGAAAAUACCAGGGACACCAAACACGCCAGGAACACCACAAACAAUACGUACUGUUUCAGGAGUGAAAGUGGUAACACCUACUGUGGUGACACCAUCUGGAGUAAGAUUUCCCGGUAAAAUGCAAGGUGCUACUAUUUCCCCUGGAACCCAAACAAUCCGAGUUGCUCCACCAGGAACAACUAUUCUAAAAACUGGUGGUCAUGUUGCAGGUGGAAAACAGAUCAUAACUGUACAUAAAGCUGGAGGAUCCAUUUCUAGUCAUCCUCAGAUUGUGACAUUAGUCAAAACAACACAAGGCAUGACUGUUGCUACAAAUAAAGGAGCUUUGCCUCAAGGAGCAACUAUUGUAAAAUUAGUAACAUCCCAAGCUGGAGGAACGAAGCCAUCUGCUAUUAUAGCAUCAAGUAAACCUGGUCAAACUCCAUCAAACAUACUUGGUAUUAGCAGUGUUCAGCCUACUGGUCAUUCCAAGAAUAUAACAACUGUCAUCAAAACAAUACCAACUUCUAUGUUUUCCAUGGCAAAGGCAGGCAUGACUGGUCUUACCUCUACUCAGUCAGGAACUAAAACAAUUGUUAUAGCAGCACCAAAAGGCAGUACAGGCACUUUAAAUACUCCUACUAAAUUGAUAACUAAAGUUUCUGGCGGACACACAGGUUCGGGUAAUACACAGUUCAUUGUGGUUAGCCCACAGGGAGGAACCACUCAGGGUUCAACUUUUCUAGGAGGAUCUAAGCCAGUUACGGUGACCAAUUUACAAACAGCAACUUCCCUAGCAGCAAGUCAGUCAAAACCUGUAGUAACAAUAUUGGGAGCAGGCCAAACUGGAGCUGGUAAAAUUAUUGCACAAGGAAUACCUGGACAAUCAAUAGCCUCUACAAUACAAGGGACAUCCAUACUCUCUACUCAAAGUAUAAAGAGCACCACGGGUACGCCAACAAUAUCCUUGAUAGCUCAACAAACACCAGGUGAUUCAAUAUCUACAGUGGCAAAACAGUUGGUGACAAUUCCUUCAACUAUAACCUCUGCAGGAAAACCACCAGUGCAGAUAACAAUUUCACCUGUAGUCAAGGCCAACCCUGGAACCAAUGUCACGGCUGCAUCUAUCACAGGAGAUUGUGGUACUCCUCAUGGUUGUCCUGGUGAUGGAACAGAUAACCAAGCAACUGGAGAUUGUGGUACUCCUCAUGGUUGUCCUGGUGAUGGAACAGAUACACAAGCAACUGGAGAUUGCGGAACUCCUCACGGGUGUCCUGGUGAUGGAACAGAAACAACAGCAACUGGUGAUUGUGGAACUCCCCAUGGUUGUCCUGGCGAUGGAACCGAAACAGCAACGGGUGAUUGUGGGACACCUCAUGGUUGUCCAGGUGAUGGAACACCAGCACAAAGUACAGGGGAUUGUGGAACUCCGCAUGGGUGUCCUGGAGAUGAAACACCAGCUGAAGCAACAGGUGACUGUGGCACCCCCCAUGGUUGUCCAGGUGAUGACUCUGCGGUGGUAUCAACAGGAGAUUGUGGAACACCACAUGGUUGUCCCAGUGAUGGAACUGGAAAUCAAGCAGGAGAUUGCGGAACACCACAUGGUUGUCCAGGAGAUGGAACAGAAUCUAAGACUGAUGAUUGUGGUACUCCUCAUGGAUGUCCAGGUGACGGAAAUGAAACUCAAGCUACAGGAGAUUGUGGAACUCCCCAUGGUUGUCCUGGUGAAGGUGCACCAGAACAAAGUAUUGGGGAUUGUGGAACUCCUCAUGGUUGUCCUGGUGAUGGAACUGAAACAAAAACUACUGGAGAUUGUGGUACUCCUCAUGGUUGUCCUGGUGACGGUACAGAAACGCAAGCUACUGGAAACUGUGGCACUCCCCAUGGUUGUCCUGGUGAUGGAACUGAAACUCAAGCAACUGGUGACGUACCUGCUCAAAAUCCUGAGGAAAAUACGCCAAUGGAAGGAGUACAAGCAACAGAACCAACUACACAAAGUGCUGAAAAUGAAUCAACUGAUAAACCUACUGAAGAACCCAUGGAUACAACUGCUUCUUCAGUCGAUACUACAGUGAAACUAGAACCAAGUGAUGCAGCUUUAAAUACCACAGAAAAUAGUGCUACAAAAACUACCACAGCAACUGAUACAGCUGCUGCUAUAUCAAGUGCUACAGAUUCGUCUGAUCCUUUAGCCACAUUAGCAUCUGCAGCUGUUUCCUCCGCAAGGUCAACAGUUAAACAGGAACCAGAUGGUGUUAAUCAAGCAGCAAAUGGCAUAAAAACUGAACCAAUGGUAUUUUCUGAGCUAGAAUUCAGUUGA
Molecule: messenger RNA, 3871 nt
Organism: Patella vulgata (common limpet)
Lineage: Eukaryota; Metazoa; Mollusca; Gastropoda; Patellidae
Product: host cell factor 1
Exons: 18
Coding region: 41-3871 (1276 amino acids)
Biological process (GO): regulation of DNA-templated transcription; chromatin remodeling
Cellular component (GO): histone methyltransferase complex
Molecular function (GO): protein binding; transcription coactivator activity
Source: RefSeq, a predicted model, not a curated record